Molecule: messenger RNA, 525 nt
Organism: Pyrenophora tritici-repentis Pt-1C-BFP
Lineage: Eukaryota; Fungi; Ascomycota; Dothideomycetes; Pleosporales; Pleosporaceae
Source: RefSeq, a predicted model, not a curated record
AUGUACACCCAAAGCGAGUUUCUCGCCACACAAGUCAUUCCCGUCACGCCUCCAGCAGACAACACCAAUUGCGUAAUCUGCUAUGAAGAAUACAACACCACCUCGCAUGAACCCGUCACCUACGCUGGCGAAGACAGCUGCGGGCACAUCUUUUGCUUGUUUGUUAUCCCAGAGGCACCCUAUUCAGACAAUUCUGAUGAAUACGGAGAGGAGGAUGAGCCUUGGAAUGAAGAGGCAUAUUUGACUGAAAUUGAGGAGAUGGUUACAAUUCAGGAACGUAUGAGGAGAUAUGAGGAGAUUACAAUUCUGGAAAAUAGGAUUGAAAUUGAGGAGAUGAUGAUAACACAGAGACAUUUGAGAAGAAUUGAUGAGCAAGAGGAAGCAAUAGCAGUCUUCUACCCCGAACGCGUCCAAAACAUCCUCCGGAGUAUCUUUUACACUGGGGAGGACACACACAUUCGAGAUGCCGAUGACACUGGCGCGGUCAUCUGCUCUGAAGGAUCUGCUUCGUCAAAUAUUGGCUAG